UCGCACAACCCAUAGGAAAAGCCGACGACGACAAACGUAACGACACCGAACCCUCGGGGCUCACGACCCACGACCUAUAUCAGGCUGAUUGUAAAGCCGCUCGCCAUUCUACCACAUUAGACGCAAAAAUGUCUUCAGCGUCGCCCCGAAAGUCAACCCGCGCUGCCGUAACCCGCCGGAGAGCGCCUGUCGUGGACGAUUCCGACGAUGAGAGUAGCCGUCAGAGCACACCACAGGUGAAAGAAGAGGAAGAAGAUGACUUCACACCAGAACCCGCUCCGCCCAAAAGAACUCGGGGGCGACCCAAAAAGAACACAGAGGCGGGCGCUUCAUCCACACCAGCCCCGAAAACAACACGGCGGCGCACACGUGUGCCCGAAUCUAUCGAGCCCACGCAGGUAUUUACGCCUGCAGCCGAUGAUGUCGAGCCCGCGUCGCCGGUGAAAAGGUCCCCUCGGAAGAAGUCUACAGCAGUGAAGUCGCCGGAGCCUCAAGUUGAGCCGGAGCUGGAGCCGGAAGUAGAGGCCACCGUCAUCAAGAGCGAACCCGACCCUGAUCCCGAGCCUGCGCCUGUGCCUGAGACCGCUCCAACCAGUGCGCCAGAUACCCCUCGAGCAGAUGCCACCCAGAGAACCGUCGUCGAGCCGACGCCAGAAUCCGAGGCGGAGUCUGCGACUUCGUCCAAACAGGCAACCGCUGCAGUCGAACGCGUGAAUGUCCAACAUACAACGCUGGAGAGGCCCAUGGACAUUGUAGUGCGGAAACGUGCUGCUGGUAUACCUUCGACCCAGGAAUCCAACAUCCCUAAACAGCGCACAGUCAUCACUUGGUUGGUCCUCACCAACUUCAAGAGUUACGCUGGUGAGCAAAAGGUCGGACCAUUUCAUGCGUCCUUCUCGUCUGUGGUAGGCCCGAACGGAUCUGGAAAGUCCAACGUCAUCGAUUCGCUGCUAUUUGUGUUCGGUUUUCGCGCAAGCAAAAUGCGCCAGGGCAAGAUCUCCGCCCUCAUCCACAAUUCAGCUGCCUAUCCCAAUCUCGAAUAUUGCGAGGUCUCCGUACAUUUUCAGGAAGUAAAGGAUCUACCAGCCGGUGGUAGUGAGGUCCUUCCUGAUACUCAGCUGGUCAUCUCUCGAAGAGCGUUCAAAAACAACUCUAGCAAGUACUACAUUAACAAUAAGGAAUCCAGUUUCACCAUUGUCACCACAUUGCUCAAGGAUCGAGGCGUUGAUCUCGACCACAAGCGAUUUUUGAUUCUACAGGGCGAGGUUGAAUCCAUUGCACAGAUGAAACCUAAAGCUGCCACCGAACACGAUGACGGCUUGCUUGAGUAUCUUGAGGAUAUUAUUGGCACUUCAAAGUACAAGACUCCAAUCGAAGAGUCCGCCGCAGAGACCGAGACGCUAAACGAAGUUUGCAUGGAGAAAAACAACCGCGUACAACAUGUUGAGAAGGAGAGAAGUGGCCUGGAAGACAAGAAAAACAAGGCUCUGGCUUUCAUCCGUGAUGAAAACGAGCUUUCAACAAAGAAAUCGGCCCUAUAUCAAAUCGUUAUUUCCAACAUGGAUGAUCAUAUUGCUGUAACGCACGAAUCGGUCGCUCAAAUGCAAGCUCAACUCAACGAGGAGCUCGAAAAGCACCAAGGCAACGAAGAAGGGAUCAAGCAACUCGAUAAGCAGCACAAGAAGGGCGCCAAGGAGUACGAGCGUCUUGAAAAGCACUCACAGGAAUUACAGAAAGAAGUUGCCAAGAUCGACAAGGAGACUGUCAAGUUUGAGGAGAAGAAGAAAUUCCUCGCCAACAAACAAAAGAAGCUCGAAAAGACGAAGGAAACCAGCAAAUUUGGCAUGUCGGAAUCUGAAACGCUUGCUACACAAUAUGCGGCUGAUGUUGAACGCUAUGCUGAAGAGAUUGAAGAGUUGGAAGCAAGUAUGAAGCUUGAAGAAAAAGAACUUGAAGCUAUCCGCGCGAGCCUAGCUGGCAAGACACAAGGGCUUUCGGACGAGAUCGCGGCGAUGCAAAAGUCGUUAGAACCGUGGAGCGCCAAGAUCAACGAAAAGCAGUCUGCCAUUGCCGUCGCGCAAAGUGAACUUGACAUCCUCCGUGAGAAGGAAAAUGCAGGUGCAAAGGGCAUUGCUGAAGUUGAAGCUAAAAUCGCCACCUUCGAAGAGUCCAAAGACAACAAAACCUCUGAACUUGAGGAGUGCAAGGUGGAAAAGAAGAAGCUCGAGAAAGAGGCGCAAAAAGUUCAGAUACAGAUCGAAAAGCUAUCCGAAAAGGAGCCUACGCUGAGAACCAAACUGUCGGGCGCACGACAGAAAGCAGAUGAAGCACGUGCUAGUUUGUCGGCAACCCAAACACAAGGCAAUGUUCUCACCGGUCUCAUGCGUUUGGAAGAUUCAGGCCGUAUCAGCGGCUUCCACGGACGCCUGGGAAAUCUUGGUGCCAUUGACCAGAAGUACGAUGUUGCCAUCUCCACGGCUUGUCCUCAGCUAGACAAUCUGGUUGUUGAUUCGGUAGAGGUUGGGCAACAAUGCAUCGAGUAUCUUCGAAAGAACAACCUUGGCCGCGCGAACUUUAUUUGUUUGGAUCGUCUGCCUCAACGAGAUCUAUCCCCGAUCGAUACGCCCGAGAACGUGCCGAGAUUGUUCGAUUUGGUAAAACCGAAGCAUGAUAGGUUCCGACCCGCCUUCUUCAGUGUACUCCAAAACACUCUCGUUGCAAACGAGCUUCAGCAUGCAAACCGCAUCGCAUAUGGUGCGAAACGAUGGAGAGUGGUAACGCUUGACGGCCAACUUAUCGACAAGUCCGGUACCAUGAGUGGUGGAGGAACACGAGUAGCCAAGGGCGGAAUGUCUUCUAAGCUUGCUGCUGAUGUUUCGAAAGACCAAGUGGUGAAGUUGGAGCAGGAUCGCGACACCCUCGAACAGACCUUUGCCGAACUUCAACAGGAACAACGAGAUCUAGAGAACACACUUCGGAGUAUCAACGACCAAAUACCCCAGCUGGAAACAAGGAUACAGAAAAUCGCACUUGAGCUGGAGAGCUUCGAUCGCAACAUUGCGGAUUCCGAGCGUCGCAUCAAGGAACUAGCUGCCGAAGCUGCUACUACCAAAUCCGACAAAGGCCGAAUCUCUGCUCUCGAGAAGAGCAUCAAAUCGACCGAGAAAGAGGUUUCGAAGCUGCACGCCGAGACCGCGGACGUGGAAGCGGAAAUCAAGGCUCUGCAAGACAAGAUUAUGGAAAUUGGUGGUGUCAAGCUCCGAGGUCAAAAAGCCAAGGUUGACGGUCUGAAACAACAGAUCGAUACCCUUACGGAGGCUUCUUCGAAUGCUGAAGUCUCCAAAUCCAAAGAGGAGAAGCAGCGGGCGAAGCACGAGAAGGCUCAUAAUGAUGCGAUCAAGGACCUCAAUAAGCUGGCCAGAGAUGCAGAGAGGGUCGAUGAAGAUAUGGAGGCACAGCGUAGUGACGCUGCUGGCACAAGGCAACAAGCGGAGGAGGCUUUGGAGGCCCUCGAGGCGAGGAAAGAAGAGCUCCAAGCAGUGAAGAAGGAACUGGAUGAGAAGACUGCUGAGCUUAACGAGACACGAGCUGUCGAGAUUGAGAUGCGCAACAAACUUGAAGAGGGCCAGAAGGGUCUGAAUGAGUACAUGAAAAAGCAGCGCUUUUACCAGGACAAACUAUCGAAGCUUUCAUACCAGAGUGUCAGUGAUCUUGGAGAGGACCAAGAGUCGGAAGGACUGCCCACAUAUACCAAGGACGAAUUACAAGACAUGGACAAAGAUGAGCUCAAGGAUGAGAUUGAGCAGCUCGAAAAGAAGAACGAGAACGUUAACGUCGAUCUGGCAGUUCUCGGUGAAUACCGCAAGCGAGUUGAGGAACACGCGGCUCGCAGCCUGGACCUCGCGGAAGCCGUAGAAUCUCGCGAUACAGCUAAGAAACGCUGCGAUGAACUGCGCCGACUCCGAUUGGAAGGGUUCAUGGAAGGCUUCAGUAUCAUCACGGCGCGCCUGAAAGAGAUGUACCAGAUGAUUACGAUGGGUGGUAAUGCGGAGCUGGAGCUGGUUGACUCGCUGGAUCCUUUCUCGGAAGGCAUCCUUUUCAGUGUGAUGCCACCCAAGAAGAGUUGGAAGAACAUUUCCAACCUCUCUGGUGGUGAGAAGACAUUGAGUUCGCUGGCACUUGUAUUUGCGCUGCAUCAUUACAAGCCCACGCCACUCUAUGUCAUGGACGAGAUCGACGCAGCAUUGGACUUCCGAAAUGUGUCUAUCGUCGCUAGUUACAUUCAACAGCGAACGAAGAACGCACAGUUUAUUGUCAUUUCCUUGCGCAAUAACAUGUUUGAGCUUGCAGCCCGGCUUGUGGGCGUGUACAAAGUGAACCACAUGACGAAGAGUGUAACGAUUGAAAACAAGGACUAUAUUAGGGCCGGUGCAUAA
Messenger RNA from Periconia digitata, 4436 nucleotides. Lineage: Eukaryota; Fungi; Ascomycota; Dothideomycetes; Pleosporales; Periconiaceae. The record is from the annotation of a GenBank genome assembly.